This is a messenger RNA of Choloepus didactylus (southern two-toed sloth), 5407 nucleotides long. RefSeq names its product potassium voltage-gated channel subfamily D member 2 (gene KCND2). Lineage: Eukaryota; Metazoa; Chordata; Mammalia; Pilosa; Megalonychidae. Gene Ontology annotation, molecular function: A-type (transient outward) potassium channel activity; voltage-gated monoatomic ion channel activity involved in regulation of postsynaptic membrane potential; protein binding. The record is from RefSeq and is a predicted model, not a curated record. Gene Ontology annotation, biological process: potassium ion transmembrane transport; protein homooligomerization. The coding region runs from base 1057 to 2949 and encodes 630 amino acids. The transcript has 6 exons. Gene Ontology annotation, cellular component: voltage-gated potassium channel complex; membrane.
AGGAGGAGGGAGCACAGAGGGAUGGGGGAAGGGGAAGAAGAGCUCGCUUGAGCUUUAUUUAUGCUCCCUUGGCGGAUCGAAUUCAGCUGCUCGGGAACUGCUUUCUCUCCUUUUCCCAUUCCGGGUGCACGGCGAGGAGAAAGUCUCUAUGCAACUCAGCCCCGGCGCGCACUUUGCCAGGUACGUACCGCCGGCGAGGCGCGUUUGGCGCCGAGGCAGAUGCUGCUGCCGCCGCGCUGGCGGCGGCUGCCAGCUCCUGGGCUCUGUAACUGUCACACUGCACCUGAGCUGAACUUGAAAAGAGAGUGAAGGGGCGACUGGGCAAACGCUUCUGGCAGACACAGGGGGGUGCUUAUAGACGUGGGGGAGGAGGAUCUAUAUUAACGCCCCCACUGUGUCCGCCGCACAUCACCUACUUCUCAGCAAAUACGGCCAGAGGGAUAGAGGCGGUGACCGGACUCCCAAAGAAAGACCUGGGGCAGCGGCUGUGACCGCAUCUCGGAAGCUACAACAGGUCGUCUUUUUGAGACUCCUUUGGCGGGAAGGGGCACUUGGAAAGGGAUGUGUUAAAGGAUCGAAAGGGGAAGAUAGGAGGGUUUCCUAGUUCAUCAAAAAAAUAUCACCGGGUGACUGUCCUUCGUCUUUUCCUCUCUCCUACACGACACAUUCUGACCUCUGAUAAUCAAGAUUGUGUCCAGGGAGAAAUCAGAGACACCUGUUUGAAGAAACUGCUGCAUCUAAAGUCACUUGUGUGCUUAUUUAUGCCAGGGGUGGCUGGGUCCAGUUGCGGGAAGAGGUUUGGUAAGGUUCUGUCGGUGGUGAUUGUUAGGACAUUGUAUCUUUGCUGCUGUUACUCCUAAAUACCUGUCUUUGAGAGAUAGUUGCUCUUCUGAGAACUGUGACUUCACCAGGAGUCCUAUCUUGGAAUAAGAGUGAUACCUCUGGACCACAUUUCUCAGCAGUGUUUUGUUUGGUUGGAGACAGUGAGUGCCUGUAGCUACUUUGACCCACUGUAGAAGCUUGGUUGCCCUCUCCUAGCCUCCACGCCAAGGAACCAUGGCAGCUGGUGUGGCAGCAUGGCUGCCCUUUGCAAGGGCAGCAGCCAUUGGGUGGAUGCCUGUGGCCUCCGGGCCCAUGCCAGCUCCCCCGAGGCAGGAGAGGAAAAGGACUCAAGAUGCUCUAAUUGUGCUGAAUGUAAGUGGCACCCGUUUCCAAACAUGGCAGGACACCCUGGAACGUUAUCCAGACACUCUUCUGGGCAGCUCUGAGAGGGACUUUUUCUACCAUCCAGAGACUCAGCAGUAUUUUUUUGACCGUGACCCAGACAUCUUCCGUCACAUCCUGAAUUUCUACCGCACUGGGAAGCUUCACUAUCCCCGCCAUGAGUGCAUCUCUGCUUAUGAUGAAGAAUUGGCCUUCUUUGGCCUCAUCCCGGAAAUUAUUGGCGACUGCUGUUAUGAGGAGUACAAGGACCGCAGGAGGGAGAACGCCGAGCGGCUGCAGGACGAUGCUGAUACUGACAACGCAGGAGAGAGUGCCCUGCCGACUAUGACGGCUCGGCAGAGGGUCUGGCGGGCAUUUGAGAACCCCCACACCAGCACAAUGGCCCUGGUGUUCUACUAUGUUACUGGGUUCUUCAUUGCUGUCUCAGUCAUCGCCAAUGUGGUAGAAACAGUGCCAUGUGGGUCUAGCCCGGGUCACAUUAAAGAACUGCCCUGUGGCGAGCGGUAUGCGGUGGCCUUUUUCUGUUUGGAUACAGCCUGCGUCAUGAUCUUCACAGUUGAGUACUUGCUUCGCCUGGCUGCAGCACCUAGUCGUUACCGUUUUGUGCGUAGCGUCAUGAGUAUAAUCGACGUGGUGGCCAUCCUGCCUUAUUACAUUGGGCUGGUGAUGACGGACAAUGAGGAUGUCAGUGGAGCCUUUGUCACACUGCGAGUCUUCCGGGUCUUCCGGAUCUUUAAGUUUUCCCGCCACUCGCAAGGCCUGCGCAUCCUGGGGUACACACUGAAGAGUUGUGCCUCAGAAUUGGGCUUCUUGCUCUUUUCGCUCACCAUGGCUAUCAUCAUUUUCGCUACGGUUAUGUUUUACGCAGAGAAGGGGUCUUCGGCCAGUAAGUUCACCAGCAUCCCUGCUGCCUUCUGGUACACCAUCGUCACCAUGACAACACUAGGGUAUGGUGACAUGGUACCAAAAACCAUAGCUGGGAAGAUUUUUGGUUCCAUCUGUUCACUGAGUGGGGUCUUGGUCAUUGCUCUACCUGUACCAGUGAUCGUGUCCAACUUCAGUCGGAUCUACCACCAAAAUCAACGAGCAGACAAACGGAGGGCCCAAAAGAAAGCUAGACUUGCUAGGAUCCGGGCAGCCAAAAGUGGAAGUGCAAAUGCUUACAUGCAAAGCAAACGGAAUGGUUUACUCAGCAAUCAGCUACAGUCCUCGGAGGACGAGCAGGCCUUUGUUAGCAAAUCUGGCUCCAGCUUUGAAACUCAGCACCACCACCUGCUUCACUGCCUGGAAAAAACCACGAAUCAUGAGUUUGUGGAUGAGCAAGUCUUUGAAGAAAGCUGCAUGGAAGUUGCAACUGUCAAUCGUCCUUCAAGUCACAGUCCCUCGCUCUCCUCACAACAAGGAAUCACCAGCACUUGCUGUUCACGACGACACAAAGAAACUUUCCGCAUCCCAAAUGCUAACGUAUCAGGGAGCCACCGAGGCAGUGUGCAAGAACUCAGUACAAUUCAGAUCAGGUGUGUGGAGAGAACACCACUGUCUAACAGCCGAUCCAGCUUAAAUGCCAAAAUGGAAGAGUGUGUUAAACUAAACUGUGAACAACCUUAUGUGACUACAGCAAUAAUAAGCAUCCCAACACCUCCAGUAACCACACCAGAAGGAGAUGAUAGGCCGGAAUCUCCUGAGUACUCAGGAGGAAAUAUCGUCCGAGUGUCUGCUUUGUAAGACAAUUGGAACAAAGUCUAAGAGAAUUUGAGCCCUGGCUGUGAAAAGAAUCCUAAUAAGGAAGAAAGAAGAAACAAUAAAGACUUUUGCAGAUUAAAUUGGCAAUGCAAGAAGGUUGGUAGUGAAACAAAAACAUAGCUCCCAACUUGAGGAUGUCAAUAAGACCACCGAAUGGCAUUUCUAGACAGGGUUUGACCUGUUAUACAGUGGAAUAUUCUGUGGCCCUUUGACUUUGUGAAUGAGCACAAUGAAAUGCCACCUAUUGAUGCUUCUUAUGAUCAGAACUCUUUUUUAAUAAAAUAAAUCUUUGAACAUAAUGUUCCAGUUGAAUGCAAAAGAGAAAAAUAUGGAAAACAUUUUGAUAAAUUUUUCCUGUUAAAACCAUGAACAAUGGCCAUGAUGAAGAUUAUUACAUGUAUUAAAAAAAAGUAACUCAUACAACACAUUUGUAUUGACUGAAGGAAAUACCAUCAUAAUGCAUGCUAGAAUUCUUUGGAGCAGUGAUCUCAGUUUCCUUAUGUUGUCUUCAGAAUAGGCAUGAUAAACUAUAACUGUAGAAAGAAGGGAUUUCUGUGCACUUACAACAAGCUGACUGUUCAUGUUCCAUGGUGGGCUGUGCAAAUAAACUCCUUUUAGAACUGCAGUAUUUCUCACGGGGAUGCUCAUUAGUAAAGCUAGAGUGUUCAGAUAGUUCAGUAUUAAUUAUUGUUUCACCUUGUACCUAGAUACUGUUACAACUGCAAUAAUUCAUUGUAUACCUGUUGUAUCAGGAAUCAGGAUUUUUUUGUUGUUGUUCUUUCCAGAUCUUCAUAGAUACAAUAAGAGCCACAUUCAUAGAAAAACUUCUGGUGUGGCCAGAUUUUAGGUAACUUUUUAAACAAAAUCUAUUGUGCCAUAAAUGUUUUUCAGUAAUAUCCUUUGGUCCACUGUAUUCCCAUGACACAGUGCAUCAUCUGUUCCUGUAUUUCUAUAACACCUUUCUAUUGGGUUUAUCCUCAUCAUCUGGAUAAACCUUUUGUAGUUCAAAUGACUUUCCUACUUUUGUAUUUCAGAACAAAUAAUCCUGUAAGUAGACUAUUGUCAUCAAUCUCCUUGUCAAAAAUUAAGAAAAAAAAAAAGGAGUUGACAUCUAUGAAUUAUCUCUAACCUCUUUGCUGAUAUGGAAAAGCCCAGUGGACAUAUCACUAGAUGUUUCAUGAAAAGAGUUGGCUGGGACUAAUAUCACAGGAUCAAUGAUCCCAGAAUUUACUUGAUGUAUUAUUUAUUUUGCUUUAGAUCUUGAAUACAUUUUGAGAAUAACUAAUGUGAAUUGAAAUGCAGAAAUAAACUGGAGUGCUUUAUGUAGCAAUACUUGAUGAAAGCAUGCUUUCUACACCAUUCAGAAGGCAGAACAAAUUUAUCUCAGAAAGGUUCCUAUAUGUUGCAAGGAGCAAUUUCUCUACUGAAUCAGGAAGUCAGGAUUUUGAUGAUGCAAAGUGGAUCUCUAUGUGCAUUUGAGUGAAAAGUCUGUAUACCUUUUCACCUUUAAAAAUACAUCAGCAGACAUGUCUGCACGUGACAGUGUAAAAAGUUUAAUGUCAAAUGAAAAGUCUUGUUCAUUCCAAGCCACCUCUAUAAGAAAUAAUAAAGUUUAGCUUCUGUACACGAAAAGUUAAUAAUUACCCCUCUAUUAUAGAGAUUUUAAAAUGCUUAUCAUGAAAAAAGAAUUAAUCAAACCAUUUUGAAACAAAGCCAGAUUUCUCCUUGCUUCCCACUUCUAGAAUAGCUUCUAGAACAGUGCUGUGCACACAGUAGAUGCUCGAUAAACAUCUGCUGAGCGAAAGCAAGAUAAACUCAUCUAUCCCUUGGGAAGAACUGGCUUUAUUCCUAGUAUGUCUUUUUAAAAGUUACUAAUCUUCCAGCAGUGUGAAUAUUAACAAUUAUUAACACCUGCCUCAUGUCACUUUAUGCUUCUAGAGCAAAUGCAUAGUGAAACUUCUUUGACGGCAUUUAUCAAAAAGUUUUUUAAAAAGUAGGCUAAGGAAACCACAAUGCAGGAAUACUUAGGUAUUUUGAUUUCCAAUGAGAAGUUUUAUUUUCAUGUUCUUAAUAUUACAUAAAAGAAAAUGCAGUUAGAUUUUGAAUUGACAAUUCUGCCUCCUCUUUCAGCUUAUCAUUUAUCCAAAACUAUUAAUUUCUUUAGAAUUUUGAAAAAAAAAUCUUUUUGGUGUUUUAGGUGAUUUAAAAAUAUACUGUGUUGGUGGUGAAUGACUAUUGAUGACUCUGUUAAGUGCAUAUGUAUUGUAAGUGAAAUGUAAUUAUUUCUGUGUACCAUAUGGAGUAACCAAGGUCAUUGUUUCUGACAAUUUUGUUUGAAAUUCAUAUAUCUUAUUUCAAAGGAUAGCAUUAUGCUGGGAAAAAAUAGACCUUUGGAGAAUAAUUAAAUAAAACAUGUGCAUGCUUGAACAGGACAAAAUGA